This is a messenger RNA of Oncorhynchus mykiss (rainbow trout), 3120 nucleotides long. The record is from RefSeq and is a predicted model, not a curated record. NCBI's taxonomy places the organism in Eukaryota, Metazoa, Chordata, Actinopteri, Salmoniformes, Salmonidae.
AAAGAAUACAGUAACGUCAGCUUCCACGAUGGAUCAGGUCCAGUUUUCACGUGUGAUCCUCCACAUCCAUGAGUUCGAUUUGAACAGCAGGACAAAAGAAACCACGGUGGACAGAGCUAGCCCGUCCCCCUCCACCCUGCCGGAGUCCCCUGGUCACAACUCUCCUGGUAACGCCUUACUGCUGGAUCUGAAGAGGGUGUCUGUGUGGCUGGUCGACUGCAGGAAAACACCAGGGCAGAGUGGAACUGUGAGAGAAGGACACGAGGAGGAGGGAGAUUUGAUUUCAUCAAGGGACUCUCCUAACCGUCGCUCUCUCAGCGGGAGGGACUUAUCAUCUGGGGAGCUUCAACAACAACAUGUUGCUGACGAGGCAGAGAAGAGUGUCUCCCAAUCAGAACACCUCAAACACCAGCACAGACGUACAGGGAAGAAAUCUCACCACAGCUGCUCUGACUGUGGGAAGAGUUUCACUACACGGAGAUCCUUCAUAACUCACCUGCGUAUUCACACCGGAGAGAAGCCUUAUCACUGUGAUCAGUGUGGGAAGAGCUUUGCUCGGUCUGGACAGCUGACUACACACCGGGUAACACACACUGGAGAGAAGCCUUAUAGCUGUGGUCAGUGUGGAAAGAGCUUCAAUCAGCCAGGCAACCUGACAGCACACCAGCUAACACACACGGGAGAGAAGCCUUACAGCUGUGAUCAGUGUGGGAAGAGCUUCAAUCACUCAGGCAACCUGACAGCACACCAGGUAACACACACUGGAGAGAAGCCUUAUAGCUGUGAUCAGUGUGGGAAGAGCUUUGCUCGGUCUGGACAGCUGACUACACACCGGGUAACACACACUGGAGAGAAGCCUUAUAGCUGUGGUCAGUGUGGAAAGAGCUUCAAUCAGUCAGGCAACCUGACAGCACACCAGGUAACACACACGGGAGAGAAGCCUUACAGCUGUGAUCAGUGUGGGAAGAGCUUCAAUCACUCAGGCAACCUGACAGCACACCAGGUAACACACACGGGAGAGAAGCCUUACAGCUGUGAUCAAUGUGGGAAGAGGUUUGCUCAAGAUUCCAACCUAACUAGACACCAGGUAACACACACAGGAGAAAAGCCUUACAGCUGUGAUCAAUGUGGGAAGAGGUUUGCUCAAGCUUCCAACCUAACUAGACACCAGGUAACACACACAGGAGAAAAGCCUUACAGCUGUGAUCAAUGUGGGAAGAGUUUUGCUACAUAUUACACCUUCAAAUAUCAUCUGAGAAUUCAUACAGGGGAGAAGCCUUACCCCUGUCUUGAUUGUGGGAAACACUUUGCUAGUGCAGGAUCCCUAACCAUACACCAGAGUGUACACACAGGAGAGAAGCCUUAUAGCUGUGAUCAGUGUGGGAAGAGCUUUGCUGUAGCUUCCACCUUGAAUAAACACCAGCGCAUUCACACUGGAGAGAAGCCAUAUAGCUGUAAUCUGUGUGGAAAGAGCUUUGCUGUGGUUUCCACCUUGAAUAAACAUCAGCGCAUACACACUGGAGAGAAGCCAUAUAGCUGUGAUCAGUGUGGGAAGAGCUUUGCUCAAUCAGAUAAACUAACUAUACACCAGCGAACACACACAGGAGAGAAGCCUUAUAGCUGUGAUCAGUGUGGGAAGAGCUUUGCUCGAGCUUCCACCCUGACUAAACACCAGCGAACACACACUGGAGAGAAGCCUUAUAGCUGUGAUCAGUGUGGAAAGAGCUUUGCUGAGUCAGGGACCCUGAAUUCACACCAGCGAACACACACUAGAGAGAAACCCUAUGAGAAACCUUAUAGUUGUGAUCAGUGUGGGAAGAGCUUCAAUCAGUCAGGCAGCCUGACUACACACCAGCGUGUACACACAGGAGAGAAACCUUAUAGUUGUGAUCAGUGUGGGAAGAGCUUCAAUCAUUCAGGCAACCUGACUACACACCAGCGAACACACACAGGAGAGAAGCCUUAUAGUUGUGAUCAGUGUGGGAAGAGCUUUGCUGUAUCAGAAACACUAACUAGACACCAGCGAAUACACACUGGAGAGAAGCCUUAUAACUGUGGUCAGUGUGGAAAGAGCUUUGCUGGAGUUUCGUCCCUGACUGCACACCAGCAAACUCACACUGGAGAAAAGCCUUACAGCUGUGGUCAGUGUGGGAAGAGCUUUGCUGUAGCUUCCACCCUGAUUACACACCAGCGGACUCACACUGGAGUGAAGCCUUAUGGCUGUGAUCAGUGUGGGAAGAGCUUUGCUGCAGCUUCCGCCCUGAUUAUACACCAGCGAACACACACAGGAGAGAAACCUUAUAGCUGUGAUCAGUGUGGGAAGAGCUUCAAACAUUCAGGCAGCCUGACUACACACCAGCGAACACACACAGGAGUGAAGCCUUAUAGCUGUGAUCAGUGUGGAAAGAGCUUCAAACAUUCAGGCAACCUGACUACACACCAGCAAACACACACAGGAGAGAAGCCUUAUAGCUGUUAUCAGUGUGGGAAGAGCUUUGCUCUAGCUUCCCACCUGACUGCACACCACAGAAUACACACAGGAGAGAAGCCUUAUAGUUGUGAUCAGUGUGGAAGGGGCUUUUCUCAAUCAGUAACCCGGAAUAUACACCAGCGAACACACACAGCAGAGAAGCCUUAUAGCUGUGUUCAGUUUGGAAAGAGCUUUGCUGUAUUUUCCUCCCUGUCUACACACCAGCGAAGACACACUGGAGAGAAGCCUUAUAGCUGUGAUCAGUGUGGGAAGAGCUUUGCUGCAGGUUCCACCCUGACUAGACACAAAAACUAACUAGACACCAGCGAACACACACUGGAGAGAAACCUUAUUAGCUGUGAUCAUUGUGGAAAGAGCUUUAAUCAGUCACUGGCCCUGAAAUCACACAAGCAAACACACACUGGUGAGAAAGAAGCCUUAUAUCUGUGAUCAGUGUGAGAAGCGUUUCAGUCAGUUAUGGACCCUUUAUUCACACCAGUGAAGCUCUGUUUAUUUAGGGCCAAUGAGAAAGAAACAGAAAGCACAAACUUGCUGUAAUUAGAUAACCUGAAUUCACACCAGCGAAUACACGCUGGAGAGAAGCCUUAUAGCUGUGUUUCAUCUCCCUCCUUUCUGGCACAGUUUCCAGA